AUGGCCGCCAGAGCUCCCGCAGCCCGCCCAGGCGCAGGCGGCAGGUUCGCCCAAUUCAAACUCGUUCUACUCGGCGAAUCUGCCGUAGGAAAGAGCUCGUUAGUCCUCCGUUUUGUCAAAGAUCAGUUCGAUGACUACAGAGAGUCAACGAUUGGAGCCGCUUUCCUCACUCAAACGAUAUCCCUCGAUGAGAACACCACAGUCAAAUUCGAGAUAUGGGAUACCGCUGGUCAGGAGAGAUACAAGUCAUUGGCCCCCAUGUAUUAUCGUAAUGCCAACUGCGCCGUUGUCGUGUAUGAUAUCACCCAGGCCUCAUCGUUAGACAAAGCAAAGUCAUGGGUAAAGGAAUUGCAGAGACAGGCUAAUGAAAACAUCAUCAUUGCUCUGGCAGGAAACAAGGUGGAUGUUGUCAAUGAAUUCCCCGAUAAACGAGCCAUUGAAACCGCCGACGCCGAGGCAUAUGCAAAAGAAGCCGGCCUCUUAUUUUUCGAAACAUCUGCAAAGACUUCAACAAAUGUCAGGGAACUCUUCACUGCGAUCGCCAAAAAAUUACCACUGGAUCAAGCCGGUCCCAGAAAUCUUCGAUCCAACCCCCGGCCAGGUGUUGAUCUAAGGCCCGAAUCAACCAAUACUCAAGGAGCGGGCAAUUGCCAGUGCUGA
This is a messenger RNA of Exophiala bonariae, 660 nucleotides long. RefSeq names its product GTPase Ypt5 (gene YPT5). NCBI's taxonomy places the organism in Eukaryota, Fungi, Ascomycota, Eurotiomycetes, Chaetothyriales, Herpotrichiellaceae. Bases 1 to 660 code for a protein of 219 amino acids. Gene Ontology annotation, molecular function: GTPase activity; GTP binding. Gene Ontology annotation, cellular component: Golgi apparatus; endosome. The record is from RefSeq and is a predicted model, not a curated record. The transcript has 4 exons.